Quercus robur (English oak) is the source of this 1149-nucleotide messenger RNA. Its product is annotated as IQ domain-containing protein IQM6-like. Bases 1 to 1149 code for a protein of 382 amino acids. The record is from RefSeq and is a predicted model, not a curated record. Lineage: Eukaryota; Viridiplantae; Streptophyta; Magnoliopsida; Fagales; Fagaceae. The transcript is spliced from 9 exons.
AUGGGUGGCUUUGUUCCUGAGGCUACUUCUUCACCGCCUUCUCCUGUGGCUUCUGCUUCUGAGGAUGAGGAUGAUGAUGAUGGUGAUAACAAUGAUGCUUCAGAUAAUGAUGGUGGAGAUACUAGCUCUGCCGAUGAGAUGUGGAAGCUACUAGAGUUUGCAGAGCUGAAGCGAAGCUCUGUUUCAUUCUUUGACAUCGAGAAACCCGAGUCAGCCCUUUCACGCUGGUCAAGGGCAACAAUUAGAGCCGCUCGGGUGGGAAAAGGCAUAUCUAAGGUUGGAAAUGCUAAGGAACUUGCUUCACCACAUUGGCUUGAGGCAAUUGAUCCUCACCAUCGCUAUGGCCAUAAUCUUCAAUUUUAUUAUGCGAAAUGGCUCCACUGUGAGAGUAAACAGCCCUUCUUCUACUGGCUCGACAUAGGAGAAGGGAAAGAGGUCAAUCAUGAGAGAUGUUCUAGAUCGAAGCUUCAGCAGCAAUGCAUCAGAUAUCUUGGUCCGGCAGAAAGGAAGGCUUAUGAAGUUGUGGUUCAAGAUGGGAAACUUAUCUUCAACCAUAGUGGUGAAUUCCUUCAUACAGCAGGAGGACCCGAAAAUGUGAAGUGGAUCUUUGUGCUUAGUACGUUCAAGACCUUGUACGUUGGGCUGAAGAACAAGGGCACAUUUCAACAUUCAAGUUUCUUGGCAGGUGGAGCCAUAUUGUGUGCUGGAAGAUUAGAAGUGGAAGAUGGCAUCGUGAAGGCAGUUUGGCCUCACAGUGGGCAUUAUCAACCGACAGUAGAAAAUUUUCAGGAAUUCUUGUCGUUCCUUAAGGAACGCAACGUAGAUCUCAAUAAUGUAAAGUCAUAUCAGUUGGCGAAACAAUUAUCCAUUAAAUGGAAAACUGAUGCAGGGUCACGAAUUGGUUGCAUGAGAGACUAUCCUCCUGAGCCUCAGGUCCUGGUUCUAGAGCAAGCCAACUUACCCCCAAAAUCAAGAAGUGAUAAUGCAUCAUCCCGGAGCUUUUCUCACUUCAGCUUAAAGGUUCCUAGUCGAUUUUCUUUAUGUAAAGAGACAACUGCAGGCAGAAGUUCCCUUGCUCGAUCGGGAGCAAAUUAUGGUGGAAAUGUUGUCAAAAUUUUGAACAAAGAUCCACAUAACGAAAGUGGAUAA